Molecule: messenger RNA, 1847 nt
Organism: Solea senegalensis (Senegalese sole)
Lineage: Eukaryota; Metazoa; Chordata; Actinopteri; Pleuronectiformes; Soleidae
Product: protein PERCC1
Exons: 2
Coding region: 619-1470 (283 amino acids)
Source: RefSeq, a predicted model, not a curated record
UCUCUGAAUCAGCCUCUGGUGCAUUACAUGACAUGUGAGCAUCAGAGAUAAAGAAUGCAAUUGUCUUCCCGUUGACAAGGAAUUGUCACAAGUUGUGCAUGUGAUGCUGCGCCUGAUCUUAAAUACAUUACAAUGUGUGCUUCAUGUCCCGUGAUGCUCGGAGCAGCUUGUGCUUUGUUGCCGAUGAGUGGUCGGCUCCCCUUUAGAAGUCAAAACAGCGUAUGAUGUGAUUUCAUGCUCUUUUAUCCUUUAACUAGCCUGAUAACAGGGACGGAAAAGGCAACAAUAAGUGCGUCUAUGUACGUGUGUAACCACUCUCGAUCAUCCCCUAGCAGAGAAUCCAUUAGCUUUGGACCCCCUCCCCGGUUUCCCAGUGAUAAAGUAAACAAAGUGUGUUUGACCAAUUUGGCAGGCAAAUAUUUGUUCUGGAAGCUUCCUCAUGCGAAAAGGAGACACGUACACGUCUACACCCGCGUGCUGCGCUAUAUAUACAGUUGCAAUCCUGCUGCACCACUAUUACAUGUGCACACACAAACAGAAAAGUGGAUGCACCGGUGACCUGGUCAGGCCUUUCCUUGGACACAUUGACUGACAUCUCUCAAGUCUUACUAAGCCAACAUGGCAGCCGGCAUCAUCAGGAACUUCCUUGUCCAGGCCCCGACUCCGGCCUACUUCCCCCUGAUUUUCCAGCAGUCCCCGUGCAGAGAAGACGAGGAAGAAGAAGAUGAGACGCUGGAGGAAAAGCCAGAUCAGAGGGAAGACGAGGAAGACAGAGAGGAGGACGAGGAAGACGAGGAAUCUGAAGUCCAGGAGGAAGACGACGAAUGUUUAGAGGAGGGUUUUCUAAACCCGGCUCGCUACACUUUGGAUGUGACUAAGCAGCUGCUGACGUUCGCAGACCUGAUCAGUCGCGACGUUCAGCGGUAUUUUGGCCGCUGCUCUGGCGACAGAGAGGCUUGCGACAUCUACAGCGACUCUGUGUCGGUCACAACCAGCGGGCGUCUGCGUUACUACGAUGACCUGCUGAGAAUAGCCAGAGCAGGAAGUCCAGAGGAGCAGGACAACAGCUUUGUGACUUGCAGCGAUUACAAUGGAGUUGGGGUUGCCAUGGGCAACAGCAGUCUGGGGCCCCUAGCUGAACUCUUCGACCACAUGGGCCCGAGUCACAGUCGGGGCCAACCUAUGGUGAAACGGCAUCUCCCGCUCAGUUUCUGGACGGAGCCGAUGCCCUGCUGCCCUCUGGUCGGCUUCAGUGACUCACCUGACGUCGCACACACGCGCGGUGCCACGUCCACGGAGGACAGCACACGCACGGACACCGACACACACAUGCCCUUUAAUGCACUCGCACACCACAAUACACACACCCUCGACAACAAUCAGCCAGACUUCAGUGAUUUGUUGGCGAACUGGGACCCAAACCCAGAGCUCACGCACACACUGACGGAGAACACACACAUGCAGCAUUAAAGACCUCAUUCAUGUCCUUGAUGUCUCUGAUGCAAACAUGGAAACAGAUCAAUGAAGGGGAGGAAAGACAGGGAGCAGCUCAGCGGCCGUGCACAGUGUUUGUUUUGAAAUCUGUUUCUCUGAACUCUGAGAAAUAACAUUUAAAUCAUUAAAAAAACCCGACCCCAAUCCUGAUUGUUCUGACCUUUGACCUCAUAACCUCAUUCAAAUCACUCCUCAAAACUCACCUCUUCAAGACUAUUUAAUGUUGACUUGUUUUAACGUAUUUGUCUUUUGUUUGUUUUGUUUCUUGUGUUUUUAAUGUAAAGUGACACUGAGUUCAUGAAAAGCACUAUAUGAAUAAAAUGUAUUGUUAUUAUUGUUAUUGUACUGAAAUA